AAAAUCUUAAUUCAAAGUCAGCGUUUCUCCUCCCUCCCUGUCCCAUUCUGUGUCUUUCUUUGUAUCCUCCCGUCGCUUUCGUUUUUGACCGUCGCUUUCGUUUUUGACCGUCGCCUCCGCAGCAGUCGUGCUCUUCAAGCGUACAAGAGCCAGAUUCUUGUUCAUGUGCGGAGUCGAAUGGUGUCUUUUGUGCGGAAGAAGAUUAUGUUGAUUGUUAAUCCUUGCAAUCUUGGUUCUUGAAAAGUGCAGAUCCAGCUAGAACAGAUACCACACUUGAUCUUUAGCUUUAAGGAAUAUUCUGUGCACAUAUUUUUAGCUUACAUUACUGCCCAUCAUAUCAAGAUCUCAAGCAUAAAAGGGAUAACAACUGGCAGCAUGGAUCCGCACAGUUUUAGCAAUAAUUUACAAUUGAAGCCACCAACGACAUUAACUGGAACGGCAAAAGAAGGAAUGAAUGGACCUCCUAUCGGCCUAAUUGACGUGGGCAUCAGUGAAAAUGCUUAUCUUUUUCGAGUUGCACUGGCUGGCAUGCGGAAAAAUGAAUGUCAGUUAAAAUGUGAGAUACAACGUGAUGGGACUGUUUGUAUAAGAGGAAUGGUAACACCUGCUGGAGGGAUUCUGAGAGAUUCAUCAAAUAGGUUCAAGCUGAAAGUCCAACAACUCUGCCCACCUGGACCAUUCGCUAUGUCUUUCAAAUUGCCUGGACCCGUUGACCCUCGACUAUUCUGUCCUAAUUUCAGGGGAGACGGUAUCCUUGAAGGGGUGGUUAUGAAACAUACAGUACCAGUCGUUCCAGCAGAUGGUUAAAUCCAGUUUUCAUUGGCUUUUGUCAGGAGGCUAGUUGCUUUUAAUAUUGAAUGCCUGAGAACAUAUAAAAGCAAGUAGAAGUAGAACACAGGUUGGAGUUUACAAAGGAAGACAUGGUAGCAUGUUUUUUAUAUGAUAAAAUGUUGAUGCGUGUAUUUUGACAAUAGAUCUGGCAUUUUCAGGUGAAUUAUCCUUAUUAUUGUCACAGCUUUUCUGAAUAAGUUUAUUGGGAGAUGAUACCUGAAAAUCUUAGUUAAA
Messenger RNA from Jatropha curcas, 1065 nucleotides. Its product is annotated as HSP20-like chaperones superfamily protein. The record is from RefSeq and is a predicted model, not a curated record. Gene Ontology annotation, cellular component: nucleus. Lineage: Eukaryota; Viridiplantae; Streptophyta; Magnoliopsida; Malpighiales; Euphorbiaceae.